This is a messenger RNA of Caretta caretta (loggerhead turtle), 9272 nucleotides long. RefSeq names its product stabilin 1 (gene STAB1). The record is from RefSeq and is a predicted model, not a curated record. Gene Ontology annotation, biological process: cell adhesion. NCBI's taxonomy places the organism in Eukaryota, Metazoa, Chordata, Testudines, Cheloniidae. Gene Ontology annotation, molecular function: calcium ion binding; hyaluronic acid binding.
AGGGAGGGUUUUCACAAGGAGCAGGGUAGCCAAAUCAGGAUAUCUUUCAGUUGGGGGAUGUAGGAGGGUCAAUGGGUUGGGGCCUCAGAGGAUGCUCAUGAUGGGAGGUGUUGGUUUUCAUGAGGAAAGAAAGGUGAGGGAAGCUUUCCCAGCUGGGAAGCUCUUUAGGUUACUGGUGCUUUUCACUAUGGAAGCCAAGGGAAAAUUUGCCAUUGGGAAGGUGGCUGGAUUGGGGUGGGUAUGGUGCCAGAGAGAUGAUGGCUGAAGCAGAGCUGGGCUGGGAGUACUUGAUGCUUGGAAGAGGGAAGGACAGAUGCAUGGCCUUCCCUUUCUCCUCUCCUGAAUAUCAGUUUGUCUUUUGGCCUCCUUCUUCCGUCACUCUAUCCCAACACAACCUUUUUGAAUGUCAGGCCCCGUGGUGACUGCUGGCACCUGAUGCCACUCCGCUGAUCUGUACUUCACUCUGGUAUGGACCGGAGGCUGGGUCUAUCCGGGUGUGCUCCGUAGUGAUAUGCUGCCUGCGUGGCCCUUGUCCCACGAUUGCAGUUAUCAGAAUGCCUCAUGGGGCAAAUGGGCUGAAUCGUCUGAUCAAGCUGGAAGUGAGUUGCGGGACUGGGACUUUUUCUACAGGCCACAGUGAAUGGAUUUUUGCCUUGUUUGCUUCCUGUUGCUGGGAGAUAUAUAGCACCACUGUUCGUCAGCCUGCAUCUUUCUGUUAGAUGGGAGAAGAGGUAGACUACAAUUAACAGCAUUAUAGGCGGUCUUAUCUUACUGAAGUUGCAUACUCUACAUCAACCCCCCCCUUCAAGAAAAGGGUCCCAUCUGUAAAAGCAUGAAAAUGCAUCCUCCUGGGUUACUGUUUUCCUUUUUAGCUGCAUGGUUCAUUUCCACUGUUGAAGGGCAGAGUCAGAAGUUAAAAUCCAUGCACUGCAAUGUCAAGACGAUGUUCACCUUGGCUACACCGUGCACCUCCUGUGCUGCGGCUCCCAAAGUGGUGUGUCCAAAAGGGUGGAUAAAGAUGACCCAGGCGUUAGGAGAGAGAGGCUGCAGAUACAGCGUAAAGCUUGGAGAAGACACCCUUUCCCUACCAGGGUGCAGUCACAUGUGUAAGAUGGAAAUUGAGAAGAAAAAAUGCUGCCCGGGAUUCUGGGGUACUGAGUGCUAUGAAUGCCCUGGUGGACCUGAAAAGCCCUGCAGUGGCCACGGAACCUGUUUGGAUGGUAUAACACGGAAUGGAACCUGCACCUGUGAGGGGAGAUAUGGCGGCUCUGCCUGCCAAGAUUGUCUGGAUGAGAAUCUGUUUGGCCCUGACUGUCAAUCAGUGUGUGACUGUCAGCAUGGAGUGUGCAACCACGGGAUCUCUGGUGAUGGAAGCUGUACCUGCCAUGGAGGUUACACUGGCCCGAAGUGUGAUCAAGAACUUCCCCUUUGCAGAGGUGUAGCCUGCGGGAACAAUGCCCAGUGUGUGUUGAUGAACGGGAUGGCAAUAUGUGACUGCAUGCCAGGGUAUAGAAAGAGAGGGAGCAUAUGCCAAGCUCAGGAUCCUUGUACUUCAUCACCAUGCUCCUCGUUAGCUGUCUGUAAGGCUCUAAGACCAGGAAAAUAUGAAUGCACUUGCAAAGAUGGUUAUCAUGGAGAUGGGAAGGUAUGCCAACCUAUCAAUCCAUGCAUUACCAAUAAUGGAGGCUGCCCUGAGAAUUCCACCAUCUGUCUCUAUAAAGGCCCAGGAAAGUCAUCUUGUGUGUGUAAGCCUGGAAUGAGUGGCCUGUACCCUUCAGCAGGCUGCUCAUCUGUCCGUGAGUGUCAGCGGUACUUCUGUGACAUGACUGCAAAAUGUAAAAUCAAUCCAGAGGGGAUUGCCAGCUGUGUCUGCAAAGAUGGGGAGAUUGGAGAUGGGAGAAGUUGCUACAAAAAUCUCAUGAGUGAGAUCUCUCAGCUGAAUACUCGAGGAAGAUGGUAUAAGAAAUUAAGCAGUGCAAACAAAAUGUUUGCUUCAGGGUGUUCUUUGGCACUGACAAAAUAUGGGCCUUUCACAGUCUUUGUGCCAAGCCUUCAACCGUAUAGUGAAAGAACUGACUUCAACGACACAAUUGCCCAGCAUUUAUGCAAAAUGCAUAUAAUUCCUGGUCAGCAUUUGGUGGAAGAUAUGGUCAAGAUCAAGACGCUGUGGACGUUGUCUGGGCAUCAGCUCACGUUUAAUGAUCAGAUAAAGUCCUACAGCAAGAGCUUUAGGUAUCAAGACCUGCCAGGGGUAUUGUAUACCGUCAUUCAGUCGAACAUACCAGCAUCCAAUGGAAUUAUACAUAUUGUUAACACUCUAAGGAAAACAACCAGCUUUCACAACCUUGGAAAUCCACAGAAAACCAUUGGGGAGAUCCUUGCUUCAAUGGAGAUCUUCAGUCGAUUUGAAACUAUCCUGGAGAACUGUGGCCUGCCUUCAAUACUGGAUGGACCAGGACCCUUCACUGUGUUUGUGCCAAGCAACAAUGGAGUGGAUAAGUUAAGAGAUGGGAGGCUUAUUUAUCUUUUUACAGAGGGGAUAAAUAAGCUUCAGGAGCUUGUGAAACAUCAUAUCUACACUGCAGCGGCGGUGACUGUGGAGAAACUGACAACGAUGCCACAGAUUAUAACCAUGGCAAACCAGAUACUGACUGUCAAUAUCAGUGAGGAUGGGAGAAUUCUGUUGGAUGAUUCUGGCAUUCCCUUGAUCAAGAGGGACAUUGUGGCGUCAAAUGGAAUCAUUCAUACCUUGGAUGGCAUCUUCAUUCCCCCUUCGAUAAUCCCCAUUCUGCCACAGAGGUGCAAUGAAGAACAGCACAAAAUCAUAGCAGGCUCUUGUGUUGAUUGUGGGGCCUUGAACACCAGCGUUUGCCCUCCUCACAGCAUAGAAAUGGCUCAGGGGAACUAUCCAAGUGAAUGUGUCUAUGUCCAUGAUCCAUUAGGCUUCAACGUCCUGAAAAAGGGCUGUGCCAGGUACUGCAAUCAAACCAUUCUGAAACCUGGGUGCUGCAAAGGAUUCUUUGGUCCUGACUGCACUCCAUGCCCUGGUGGAUUCUCCAAUCCAUGCUACGGCAGAGGGAAUUGUAGUGAUGGGCUUCAAGGGAAUGGCAACUGUCUCUGCUUUGAGGGUUUCAAAGGAAUAGCCUGCCACAUCUGCUCAAACCCAAACAAGCAUGGGGAGAACUGUGAUGAAGAUUGCGGUUGCAUCCAUGGAAUUUGUGAUAACAGGCCAGGCAGCAGGGGAACGUGCCAGUCCCAUUCAUGUAAGGAUGGCUAUACAGGGGAAUUCUGUGACAGAAGUUCUCAGAACUGUGGCCCGACUGCAUCUCAGUAUUGUCACCAGAACGCAGUCUGCAGCUCCAACAACACAGCAAGGUGCAUCUGUACUGAUGGCUAUGAAGGGGAUGGAUUUUCCUGCCUGCCCAUUGAUCUGUGUAGGAAGCCGGAACGAGGAGGCUGUUCAGAAAAUGCCAUAUGUACCAGUACAGGCCCUGGUACUGCCACGUGUCAGUGUAACAAGGGCUGGACUGGGGACGGCAAAGCCUGUGUUGCUAUAGAUAACUGUGUGCUGGAGACCAGAGGGGGCUGCCACAUGAAUGCAGACUGCAGCUUUGUUGGACCUGGGCAGAGCAAGUGUAUGUGCAAGAGGGGCUAUGCUGGUGAUGGCUAUAACUGCGACCCCAUUAAUCCUUGCAAGCUGGACAACGGUGGCUGCCAUGAUUUGGCUGCGUGCAAGCCUCUUGGAGGAGGGGAGAGGUCCUGUGCUUGCGCUCCCGGUUACAUGGGAGAUGGAUUUACAUGUUAUGGAGAUGUAUUAAAGGAGCUGGCCAGGAAUUCCCACUUUGCAGGCUUCUAUGAGUGGAUUAAGAAGUCUCUCUUCAGCAUCCCAGCAGGAGUCAAUGUCACUGUUUUGGUGCCCUCAGAAGCCGCCAUCAGAAACCUGAGCCAGGCCGAAAAAGAUUUCUGGCUGAAGCCCUAUACGCUGCCAUUUUUAGUCAGGGCCCAUUUUCUCCAAGGUUCCUUCACCAGUGAGAAGCUCAAAGAGUACAAGGGUGAGGAGUUACCCACUCUCAAUCCACGGACCAGAUGGGAGAUAACCAACAGCAGUGGCGCUAUAACCAUUCAGAAUGCAAUGAUUGUAGUAGCUGACAUUCCUGCUAUUAAUGGCACUAUUUAUAUCCUAAAUAAGGUUUUGUUACCACCUUUAGGAGAUAUCCCACCAAGUCGCCCCGGUCUACAGCAACAGCUUGAUAUGGUCCCCGCAUUUACUCUGUUUAAGGAGUUGUUACUGCAGUACCAGCUGAUUGGAAAAAUUGAGUCCUCUGAAAAAUAUACCAUUUUUGUCCCAGGAAACAAUUCAAUUGAGGAAUAUUGCCACGCUUCCAACAUUACCCAACUGGAUAAUGACACUGUGCAGUACCAUGUUGUACUUGGGGAGAAGCUCUCCUCUACAGACUUGAAAAAUGGAGUCCAUAAAAGCACAAUGUUAGGAUUCUCCUACUGGCUAAUGUUCUAUAAAAACAACAACCAGACAUUUGUAAACAACGUCCGCUUAGAUGGUAAAUUUUUCGAAACCAAGAAUGGGAUGUUGAUUGGGGUUUCUGGGGUUCUACAGAUUCGGAAAAAUCGUUGCACUGCCAAUACCACAGUGAUUCAGAAGUCGAAAUGUGCUAAGUGUGACAGAGGGAUCAAGUGUCCUUCUGGAUCGGUCCUGGCGGAAACUCCAGGAAAAGGGAAGAUGCCACACUGUGAAAAUAGGUCUGGAUUUUCAAAAGUAGUUGGUUGUUAUUUCACCUGUGUUAAAGUUUCCUUAGUCUCUGUCUGCUGUCCAGGUUACUAUGGACAUAUGUGUGAGAUGUGCCCAGGAAAGCCAGGCAGCUCGUGUUCUGGGAACGGAGUGUGCCAGGACGGCAUUACUGGCAGCGGGGAGUGUCGCUGUCAUGAAGGCUUCCACGGCACAGCCUGUGAGAUGUGUGAAGUGGGCAGAUACGGAGAGGGUUGUAAAUCAGUGUGUACUUGCAGAAAUGGAAUCUGUAAUGAUGGGUUGCACGGAGAUGGGAGCUGCGAAUGUUUCCAAGGUUGGGAGGGCAUCACCUGUGAAAGAAGAAUUGGGAUUGAUUUGUGUAAUAACACUUGCCACCUGAUGGCCAAUUGCAUUAAUGGCUCUGUAGAUUCCCUGCCUACUUGCUCCUGCUCUGCUGGAUACACUGGGAAUGGAACAUACUGCUCAGAAAUAAAUCCAUGUGUGAUUGAUAAUGGCGGUUGCUCCAUAUAUGCAACGUGUACUAAUGUCUCUGCUGGAGAGAAUACUUGUUCUUGUAAGGAAGGCUAUGCUGGAGAUGGGACUCUGUGCCAGGAAAUCGAUGGCUGCCUAGAGCGUAAUGGGAAUUGCCACAGCUAUGCAGAGUGUGCUAAAACAGGCCCAAAUCUGGUUGCUUGUAACUGUCUUCCUGGCUACAGUGGAGAUGGUGUGAAACAAUGUGUCCCCAUCAAUCUUUGCAGUGAGAAUAAUGGAGGCUGUAGUAGAUUUGGUUUCUGCAAGUACACUGGACCUGGGACUCGAAACUGCUCCUGUGGUUGGGGCCAUGUUGGAGAUGGGUUCACUUGCAGAGGCAAUGUGUAUCAGGAGCUCCUGAGAAGCGAAGCAGCAUCCGAGUUCUUUAAGCAGUUACUGGCCUUCAAAAUCAAGGAGUUAAGUGGGGAGGGGCCUUUCACCGUCUUUGUUCCACAUGCAGAUUCAAUACAAAACAGUACAACGUUCAGUGAAUGGAAGAACAAAAGCCUCAUCAAAGAUUUGCUUCGCUAUCACAUAGUGAAUUGUCGGAAACUGCUGGCCAGCGAACUGGAGACGCACAAGUCCAUCACCGCUUUGUCAGGACACAAAAUAAGGAUUGUGGUGAAAGAGAAUAGUGUGCAUCUAAAUGAGGAGGCAAUGAUCAUCACCAGUGACAUUGUUGGCAAGAAUGGGGUGAUCCAUAUCAUUGACAAGAUUUUAAUCCCUGCUGAUUUGCAGAGUCUGAACAUUUCUUCCCACCUAGCACAGCAAAGCAUCACUGAGGUGGCAGAAUCAUAUGGCUACAAAAUCUACAGCAAACUACUCCAGGAAGCAGAACUGCUAUCUCUGGUUAACAACUCUGCUCACAGACCCUUCACCAUGCUGUGGCCUACUGAUGCUGUGUUUAACACCCUGCCUGAGAAGAUGCAAACGUGGUUGUAUAGUAAAGACCACAGGGACAAGCUGGCAGCCUAUCUCAAAAUGCACAUGAUUAGGGACACGAAGAUUGUAGCUGGUAACCUGCCACACAUUGCCUCUGUAAGGACCAUGCAUGGAUCCACCAUCUCGUUUAGCUGCAGCAAGAACAAUGUCGGGGAGCUCUUAGUGGACAAUGGCAAUGCCAAGAUUGUCCAGAGGCACAUGGAGUUUGAUGGGGGCAUUGCCUAUGGCAUUGAUCAGCUGUUGGAGCCCCCGAACCUGGGGUCCCGCUGUGAUGAUUUCCUCUCCGUUGAGCUCAGGGGUUCAGUUGAGAGCUGUGGUGUUUGUGGUUUCGAGCCUUCCUGUCCCGCUGGAUCAGUUCAAUGGGGCAAAAGCCAGACUUGCUUUUAUUACGAAAAUCCAUUUUCCAGAUUCUCUUAUUUUUCACACCGCAACUAUCUGUUAUCAAGACCUCAUUGGUAUCCGUCAGUGUUUGAUAACGGCAGUCGCUGGCAUUCUCUUCGGAGGUCCCUGACAAAAGGGUGCAGGAGGGUCUGUUUCUCCACCAGCUGGGUACCGCAGUGCUGUGCAAACCACUAUGGAAGAGACUGUCAGGUCUGCCCAGGAGGGCUGGAGGCUCCCUGCAGUAACCGUGGUACUUGUGAUGAUAGGAUCGAUGGGUCAGGACGAUGCAACUGCACCGAGGCUUUCAUUGGGACGGCUUGUGAACUGUGUGCGCCAGGCAGAUACGGGCCGGGCUGCCAAGAGUGUAAGUGCACAGAGAAUGGGAUGUGUAAUGAAGGCUUGAAUGGGGAUGGGAUCUGUUUCUGCACUGAGGAAUGGACAGGAGAGCGCUGCGAAACCAAACUAGCUGCAGCGCCGGUGUGCUCCCCAGCUUGCCACCCCAAUGCCUCCUGCCGAGCCGAUAAUAUCUGUGAAUGCAACUUGCAUUAUGAAGGAGAUGGAAGAACUUGCACAGUGAUUGACCAGUGCCGGGAUGACAAUGGAGGGUGCAGCGAGCAUGCCAACUGCACUCAGGUGGGUGUUCAGCUCUCCUGUACCUGCCUACCGGAUUACCAGGGAGAUGGCUACGUCUGCAGCCCCAUAGACAGGUGUGCGGAUGGCAGGAAUGGAGACUGCAGCGAGCACGCCUUGUGCAUCAGCACUGGGCCAAAUGCUCGGAAGUGUGAGUGCAAAGUGGGCUAUGUUGGCAAUGGAAUUCAGUGCCUGGAGGAAGCUGUGCCACCCACCAACCGCUGCCUGGAAGAGAACGGCCACUGCCACCCCGAGGCCAUUUGCACUGAUCUGCACUUCCAUGACAAAACCGUUGGCGUGUUCCACCUCCAGUCGCCAAGAGGGAAGUACAACUUCACCUACGGGGAGGCUGAGGCUGCCUGCCUGGCUGAAGACGCUGCUUUGGCCACUCUCCAACAGCUCUCAGCAGCUCAGCAGAUGGGUUUCCAUCUAUGCUUAGUUGGUUGGCUCAAUAAUGGCACUGCAGGAUACCCAACUGUAUACCCGACCCCCAGCUGUGGCUCCAACCACAUUGGCAUUGUGGAUUAUGGCUCCCGAAAAAACUUGACUGAGAGGUGGGAUGCUUUCUGCUACAGAGCUAAAGAUGUGAGGUGUAAUUGUAGAGAUGGGUUCAUUGGAGAUGGCUACUCCUGCAAUGGAGAUCUCCUGGCUGUGCUGGCUGAGCACUCCAACUUUUCAACCUUCUAUUCUAUGUUACUGGAUUACACCAACGCCACGCAAGAUGGACUUGAGUUCCUCAACUUCCUCUCCAAUGACACCGCAUAUAAAACUCUCUUUGUACCCUUGAAUUCUGGCUUUGGGGUCAAUAUGAAAUUAACAUGGGAGGAGCUGAAGCUCCAUGUCUCCCUGAGUGAUGUUCUCCUCUUGAGCUCCAAUCUCACCAAUGGUACCGUUAUACCUUCCUGCUCCGGCUACAACCUUCUCAUUGCAGAUGCUCCCCUGCUGAAUAGCACGCAUCCCCCUGGUUCCAAAGUGAUUAAUAAUACCCUGAUAGUACAGUGGGACAUUCUGACUUUCAAUGGAAUCAUUCAUGCCAUCGAGGGGCCACUGAGGAUGCCUCAGCAGCCUGUGCACCUGAAUCAGGUUACUAAUGCUACAAAAUCAUCUCCUCCUGUGACCAUCGGGGUAACAUCCGCUGCUGUUGUGGUGCUGCUGUUAUUUGCUGUUGCUGGCGUGUCCUAUUACUACCAAAAAAUAAAAACCCCAGGAUUCCAGUUCCACUACUUUCAGGCUGACCUGGAAGAGGAAGAGCAGGCCAGGAACCCGCCCUUAGUGUCAUUCCCAAAUCCUCUCUUUGGGGCCCAGAGCUUGAUGUGUGAACCAUUUGAGGACUCUUUCAGGGGGGAAGAUUUAUCAGACACCUGCAGAAUUCUUGAGUAAAGCAUACAGCAAGCCAAACAAAGGGGGAAAAUAAACCACCAUGUUCUUGCUGCAUGCUAGUGCUAAGUGGAGCUUGCCCACAUGUCCUGCAAGGGGUAAGCAGAUGAAGAGUGAGCUAAUGGUUAACAGUAAACCAGACAAACUCAUCAGCUAAGAUACCUCAGUUGAACUACCUUAAGACAUACAUACCUGCAGUUACUCUGAUGACUAGUGAAUGUCCUUGUUGAUGCAGCUAAGAAAACUUUCACUGGAACAGCGAACACAUGAUGCCAAGCUGCCACUUGGCGCUCUGCACUGAUAUUCUUCCAUAGCUGUAGGAGGGGAAAUUCACUACAUACAUCUGAAGAAUGUUGCUUUAAAAUAAUAGUACCAUUUGUAAAAUAUAGCCAGUACUACACAGUCAUAAUCCUCCAGGGCUAAAUUAUAUAUAUAUAAAAUGGAGUGGCACACAGCACCUGAUAGCUGGAAAAACAGUCUGGCCAGAAAACCUAAUGAUUCUAAGCCUUUAAACUGGUGAGCAUGACAAAUGCCUUUUUAUUCAGCUGGUUUGUUUGCUUUAAUCAAGUGAUGACUCUCCAAACAGGCUUAGCCUGAAGUCUAUGCACAUUGCACUGUUUUGCUGAUUAGUAUUGUGGUUCUUCAAUAAACUGCACUUUGAGAACAA